Messenger RNA from Saccharomyces paradoxus, 2259 nucleotides. RefSeq names its product Hpr1p (gene HPR1). The coding region runs from base 1 to 2259 and encodes 752 amino acids. The transcript has a single exon. The record is from RefSeq and is a predicted model, not a curated record. NCBI's taxonomy places the organism in Eukaryota, Fungi, Ascomycota, Saccharomycetes, Saccharomycetales, Saccharomycetaceae.
AUGACCGAUACUGAGGAACUGAUUCAAAAUUCGGUAGGUUUUCUCCGCAAAAUCUUCAAAGCACUCCCAAUUUCCCUUUACUCUAUUGAAAAUGAACCACUUCCGUCUUCAAUGUUCCAUGAAAGUAUCCUCAAUUUUGAAUGGGAACCGCUCAAGAGCAAUUGUUCAGUAAUUCACGAUAGGGAUUCUUUGAUUGACAUAGUACUUAAAAGGUUUAUUAUAGAUUCCAUGACUAGUGCUAUUGAAGACGAAGAAGGAAAUAAUCUUGAAAAAGGGUUGCUAAAAUCGUGUAUAUGUCUCGAUUUUGUGUAUAACUCAAGAUCCAAUAGAAGUAAUCCAGCUAGCUGGGGAAACACCUUUUUUGAGUUGUUUUCCACGACCAUUGAUCUGCUGAACUCACCAUCUACGUUUUUGAAAUUUUGGCCCUAUGCUGAAUCGCGUAUCGAAUGGUUCAAAAUGAAUACAUCUAUUGAACCAGUAUCAUUAGGAGAGAGCAACUUAAUUAGUUACAAACAGCCUCUAUACGAAAAGUUGCGCCAUUGGAACGAUAUUUUGACCAAAUUAGAAAAUAAUGAUGUCCUUAAUACAGUCAAACAUUAUGGCAUGAAAUAUAAACUAGAGAACUUUUUAUCUGAGCUACUGCCUAUAAAUGAAGAAUCAAACUUCAAUAGAUCCGCUUCUAUUUCAGCUUUACAGGAAUCUGAUAGCAAAUGGGAAGGGUCACCAUCUGAACGAGAAAGCGGCCGUAAUUCCGAUGUUAUUUUUUCUGCGGAUUAUAAUUUCGUAUUUUAUCAUCUAAUCAUUCGUCCAAUCGAAUUUGCUUUCAGUGAUUUAGAAUACAAAAAUGAUGUUGAUAGAUCAUUAAGUCCACUUCUCGAUGCAAUUCUGGAAAUCGAAGAGAACUUUUAUAGCAAAAUCAAGAUGAACAAUAGGACUAGAUAUGCCUUAGAGGAAGCCCUGAAUAGAGAGUAUUAUACUAACUACGAUGUUAUGUCCCCUAAGUUACCUGUAUAUAUGAAGCAUUCAAAUGCAAUGAAGAUGGACAGAAAUGAAUUUUGGAAAGACCUACAGAAUAUUAAAGAAUCAGAAGACUUUAUUCUUCGGCCUACCAUUAUGGACAUCUCUUUGGGCAAUAAAACUAGUCUUUAUAGACAAUUCACUCAGGAGGAUGAUGAUUACUACCGCAAACAGUUUAUUUUACAGCUAUGUUUCACAACAAAUCUUAUACGCAAUUUAAUUUCUUCUGAUGAAACGAGAAAUUUUUACAAAAGCUGCUAUUUGAGGGAAAACCCUUUGAGCGAUAUUAAUUUUGAAAAUCUUGAUGAAGUUAAUAAAAAGCGUGGUCUCAAUAUAUGUUCAUAUAUCUGCGACAAUCGUGUUUUGAAAUUUUAUAAGAUCAAAGAUCCUGAUUUUUGUAACGUUAUCCGCAAGCUAAUGUCUUCUGACAAGAGGUUCGCAGCCGCCAAGAUUGAUGGUUUUAAAGAAUUCCAAAACUCCAGGAUAUCUAAGGAGAAGUUAUCGUCACCUACUUUUGACAAAACGUUUAAAAAGUUUACUUUUAUUAAGAUGGGAAAUAAGUUGAUCAAUAACGUCUGGAAAAUUCCUACUGGUCUAGACAAGAUUGAACGAGAAGUAAAGAAACCUGAAGGUGUUUAUGAAGCGGCCCAAGCGAAGUGGGAAUCAAAAGUUUCUUCCGAACCUUCUGGAGAAGAAGCCAAAGAUGAAAUAAUCAGGCAAUGGCAAACAUUAAGGUUCCUGAGAUCGCGAUACUUGUUUGAUUUCGAUAAAGUUAAUGAAAAUACCGGUGUUGAUGGUUUGUUUGAAAAAUUCAAAAAAACGGGAGCAUUGGAUGAUAGUUUUAAAGAGAAGCUUUUGCAUAAAAUUAAUCAGGAGCACAGGAAGAAACUUCAAGAUGCUAGGGAGUAUAGGAUUGGGAGGGAACGAAAAAAGAGAGCACUAGAAGAAGAGACGCCAUCUGAGAGAGAGCAAAAAAUGAAGUCGCAGCGUUUAGAUAAUGGUUUCCAAAAGGAAGGAGAUGAGAUGAAAAGCAGAGAGACACUGCCAGGGCAAGAAAUGUCAAAAGAUAAUACUAAAAUAACAGGCACAGGAGUUUCUUCGCAAGAUCCUGAUGAUGUAGUUGAUGGCGGGAAGUCUGCUUUACAGAGCACAACAGCUCAACUAGAAAAUCCAAAAGCAGAAGAUAGCAAUACAGCCUCUUUGGGCAAUCCUAACAGUUUUUCUGCUCAAAGCAUGAAAUAA